This is a messenger RNA of Annulohypoxylon truncatum, 4011 nucleotides long. RefSeq lists its product as uncharacterized. The record is from RefSeq and is a predicted model, not a curated record. The transcript has a single exon. Bases 467 to 3799 code for a protein of 1110 amino acids. NCBI's taxonomy places the organism in Eukaryota, Fungi, Ascomycota, Sordariomycetes, Xylariales, Hypoxylaceae.
AUACUGUGGCUUAUUGCUGUCGCAAGCCGUAAUAUUUCUUAAACAUCUGAUUCAAUUUUUAUGCUUCCUCAAAUAUACCAGCCAAUGGACAGCGCCUAGAGAUGAUGCUUUUUGUAACAUGUCCUGCAAGGUCCUGAGCAUUUCACCUUCGAUCUGGUUCCCAAAUUGGCUCCGAUCGCUGUGAGUGGUCCAAUAGUCGGCACACUUUAUCAAAAAAGCCACCCCAGGCAGGUCGACUUUGCGAAGACCUCAGAGCUGCCUGCGUCUGCAUCACGUAGGGGGUUUGCAGAGGACAAGAAACACCUGAGGGGAGCACCCGCGGACUACGCGCUCAAUUUUUUUUAUAAUUCUUAUAAAGAAAUACGCAACCAGUUCUUGCCCCCAAAGCCGUGCCGUUUCUCUACAAUGCGAAGGAUCAUCUGGUCUGGUGCAACCCAGCUUAAUAGAUUUUAAACUGUCGGCAACAAUGAUAGAUACUGUUUCUUCCCACUCGACUAUGCUCGCUUCUGCCGAAACCGUCUCGCCCGCGGCGUCGACAGCCCUUUAUUUCGACCCUCUGUACGAUCAACCCCCAGUUGGUAAACCUACUUAUGGUAGCCCACGGGCAUUUAAGAAACAUAAGGUUCUCCCUCAUCCGAGAAAUAAUCGGCCUACCUCAACGGCUAGGAAUCGCCAUUCCCGUGACCUGUCUAUCGAUACAACGUCGAUCCCGGAAUCGCAUGUGAAGCCAGAAGAACCGACCACCCCGACGAACCCGAAGCACGACGAUAGUCCCAACGUCAAAGUUCCUGGACCCGCUCUCCCUCCUACGCCACCGGCGCACUCUCGUACCUCUUCAGGAAGCCACUCGAUUCAGCCCUCGAGUCCGACCUAUGUCGGUAGUCCGGUGCGAAGUGCUACAAACACUCCAGUAGACACGACACCGAGAACUCCACCUCACCAGACGAGCCCACCCACGCCAGACGUGACCCCUCCGCAGCCCGAGCGUCGAUCGAGACCCUCCCGCCCCGUUUUAACAGAUCGCAUUCCAUCAAAGGCUACAGCAGAUUCUCGGACAGAAUCUUUCACCACAGCACCUGAAAACGUGGAGUCUUCCGAAGAAGACGACAUACUCCAGUUGACACCUCGGCCCAUCUUGACCUCUAGCAAGGCGACCCAGACCGUAGCAAGACGCGUAAUUGACGCAAGACAAAAAAGAGCAGCAGACGUGGGACUAGGCUUGGGCCUCGAAUCUGACGAUAAUCUUACACCUGGGACGAAACGGGAAUUCUCAUCUUUUGAUGGUGACUGGGGUAAUACGGCCAGCGGAGCUGAGAAGGGAUGGGACGGUAAACACGAUAGGAAUGACAGAGUGGAGAAGCGACGUGUCCAAUCUAAGACUAAUGGACAAAAAGCUGCCAAAGUAGUCGAGGAUGUGACGAUUACUCCGACCAAUGCGACAAAGGCUUUACGAUCGAUGCCCCUGUCUGACCGAUUACAUACGCAACCUUCACCACCUCCGGAAUCUACGAACAGGGAUACGCGCUGGACCGCGCCGUCUACUUCCGAGUCCUCGGUGAGUACUGACGUUAGGCGGUCCUCCGGAAUGUCCUCGAAAUCUACCGUCUCUACAGUCGUAGAGGCUAUUUUAGUCGGGACGCCUCCUCAGAGGCGUAAGACGUUGCGCCAUGUUAGGAAGCAACCUGCCCUUAGGGAUUCUAGCUCGGAGAUCUCACCCUCGAGCUCAUCGGCGAAUACAUCUCUUCGCCUGACGGAGAGCUCUCAGCGUGCGAGACCUCCUAGAAGGGCUAUCGAUAGUACUGUACGAUCAGAAAGUCUUGCAUCGACUAAUACGGCUUACUCUGUCGCCAGCCGAAAGGCUCGCAAGGAAGUUUGGAAGAGCGGGGGAAUUCCCGUAGUCGUCAUCCCUGAUCGUAGAGCCUCCAUGAAAGCUACCGAACCACCGUCGCUAAGGUCUACGAGUAGUCACCACUCUAAGAGAAGCAAUAGUCUAAGUUCGGCACCAUUAUCAAAUCCCUCUAAAGUGAAGGACCUGACACCCUAUUUUGAUAAGCCUUCUCGAAGAGGUAGAGCAAUGUCAGAAUCUGAAGGAUCAGUUCGAGUGGACGAAUUAACUAUGGACUACCCUCCAAUUGUUCCUUUGCGUAGAUCUUCUUUAUCGGCCCCAACUAGUAGGAACGGGUCUAGGGCUGGUUCUCGUGCCGGAUCACUGACCGCCGAAAGCUUGAAGGCGCACAAUACUUUCUUGGAGGAAGAGGGCAAACAGCAACACCAACAACAAAACCAACAGCAGCACCAACCACCACCACCACACGUAACGGUGGAACGUGCGCCUCCCGUCGAGUAUAUGAAUACUCCUCCCGAACAGAGACAACCUGAUCCGGCUCCAUCAGUUGAGUCGCACAAAGAUGGCUCCCAUGACCACAGGCCACUUGUCGACAAUAACGGGGACCCCUUCUUCGGCAAACGGUUGACAGCGCACAACACCCCAUUUUCUCAGGCGUCUGUCGAGACAAACGGGACUCACUCUGCGGCAGAUAUUUCUGAAGCGAUGGCGGUGAAUAUUUACCCACAUCAAAACAAGUCUGUUUUGAUGGUUCAUCAUAUGUCGAAACCCGUGGAUCCUGUUGCUGCCGCAAACGCUUUGCGAAGUCCAGAACCUCCCCAAAAUGGAAACGCUGCGGGGACGGGAAAUUUUCUAGACACACCUAGGAUUACAGCAAGCGGCCCGGACGGAGCACCUGCGACACCUCCCCAACAUCAAUUUUCAAUGGACGAUGUAGAUUCCCCUCUAAGGAACCCGCGUGCUCCUCCUGAACCGCCUGCAAUCAAGUUUAUCCCAGCUACGCCGUCCGGGCUCACUCCAACUACUGAAAAGGAGAAGAUGCUCGGAAACUACUUUGAAGAGACCCAAAAGCGGCCUUCCCUAGUGCGCCGUGCUUUUAGCCUUCGCAAGAGCUCGGAUAACGUUCGUCCAUCUGGGUUCCUCUCGCGAACUCUAUCUCUCUCGAGAACACUUCGAAAAGACACCGCCGAGAAUCCCGCACUCGAUAGAAGCAAGGAGGUUAGAUCACACCAGUAUCCAACAGUUGAUGACCCACCACCUGACGAGUCCAAACUUCACCCAUUCUGGCGACCUACUUUCGAAGAUGGCGACGACGAUUUUGACGACUUGGAACGUGACAUCCCCCCGGAGGUGGAUACGGUCUACCGGUACCCGCCGGUUGCUCGUCGUAGAAGUUUGAGCGAGCGGAUGAAGCGUACGUUUGCUAUUCUUCCCAUAGAGGACGAGGAUCACUAUACUGCCUCUGGCCAGCGCAGUCCAGAACGUCGAACAGUCAAACGUACGCCGAGCGGUAGACUCCGUGUGAUGAGACACCAUGACAGCUCUAGUAGUCUUGAUUGGGGUAAUCGUCGGUAUUCCCGUGACUACGAAUCAGAAGGACGACCAUCUACCGCCCCCGACGAUCCAAAUCGACGCGCCUGGGGAAUUGAGAAGCGUGUGGACGACAGGGGACGCAGACUUUUCCCUAACUGGCAGGAUAAGCUAGAACAGUAUCGGCCGCAGAAUCUCCAGCGCAGAUUAAGCGAACACCGUCGACAGAAACGUACUGAGGUCCUCCGACAGAAGAUUAGUGGACCGCGUGAGGUCCGUGAUGGCGUAGGGGAGGUUAUCAAGCGCAACAGUUAUAAGGGACCCUCUUAUCAGACUGCGUCGCAUAUCCAACCCACGUCGAACGGCAAGACACACUACCAACAGCCCGAAGUACAUCGACGCCGGGGGCCUAUUCGAGUCUAGCUGCCUUUCGAUUUAUGGACUUUGUUCUGAAUUAUAUUCGUAUAGGUGCUAAUGAUGGAAGUUUCUGUCUUGGGAUCGAGUAUAGUGUUCGACUUUCGAUUUUCCAUACCCAUGUUAUCAUCAUCAUCAUCGCCGUGAUUGUUACUGAACACUCACACUACACCUAACAACAACCAUUCCCCCUAAUGACAUGUCAUUUGCCCCCCAUUGAC